This is a messenger RNA of Drosophila nasuta, 3415 nucleotides long. RefSeq names its product Rev1 DNA directed polymerase (gene Rev1). Gene Ontology annotation, cellular component: nucleus. Gene Ontology annotation, molecular function: DNA-directed DNA polymerase activity; deoxycytidyl transferase activity; damaged DNA binding. The record is from RefSeq and is a predicted model, not a curated record. Lineage: Eukaryota; Metazoa; Arthropoda; Insecta; Diptera; Drosophilidae. Gene Ontology annotation, biological process: error-free translesion synthesis; error-prone translesion synthesis.
ACACCUCCAUAAAUAAAUCAAGCUCCUUUAAGAAACGUCAAAUAAAUAGUUGGCGGAAUAAGUGAAGAUUAAAAAUAAAAGCGAUGGGUCGCGACGAUGACAAUGGAUUUGGUGAUUGGGGCGGUUACUUUGAAGCCAAGAAAUCCAAGCUCGAGGAACAAUUUGCCGCCGCCAGCGAUCCGUUUCGCAAGUCAAAUAUAUUUGAUGGAAUUUCCAUAUUUGUCAACGGACGCACAAAUCCAUCAGCUGACGAGCUGAAGCGCAUUAUGAUGGUGCACGGCGGCAUCUUUCAUCACUAUGAACGCUCGCACACGAAUUUCAUCAUUGCAUCCAAUUUGCCGGAUGUGAAGGUGCGUAAAAUGGACACCAGUAAGAUUAUAAGUGCCCAAUGGGUUGUGGACUGUGUGAGUGAGUCACGUGUGCUCGACUAUAAGCCAUAUCUACUGUAUACCAAUCAAAAGACGACACAGCCGCGAAUUAACUUUACCAAAGGCAAGAACAACAAUUCAACUGCCACGGAUAUGGAUAUGGAUGAGACCGAAAGGUUGUCUAAGGAAUUGGGUGGCGUACUCAAGGAGCUGCAGCAGGCUGUAGCCACAUCGCCCGACAAAAACACCACCAACAUCAGCAACAACAACAGCAUCACCAAUAUAUCUGCUACCACAAAUCCAGGCCGUGCUCUCACUGCUGUCGAUCCGGCAUUCCUUGGCGAGUUCUAUAAGAAUUCGCGACUGCAUCACAUUGCCACACUUGGUGCUGGCUUCAAACAAUAUGUCUGCGACUUGCGCCAGUCACAUGCUAACAAAUCCUUUGAGAAACGUGAAUCGAUGCGUUCGUUCCUGAUGAAAAAGCCCAAGCCGCUGUUGCCCGCAACUGUCAAACGUCGUGUGAUGCACAUUGAUAUGGAUUGCUUCUUCGUAUCGGUGGGUUUGGUCAAUCACCCAGAGUUGCGUGGCCUGCCCGUCGCGGUGACACACUCCAAGGGCGGCAGCGGAGCCAGCGAUGUGCCAGUCCAUCCGCAAGCCAAUCGUCAGGUGGAGCAGGAACUGUUCGCCCAACGCUUCGAACAGCAUUUGCACAACAAUGUGCUGGCGGACAAAGUUCGCGGCGGUUUUGACAUGAAGAUGUCGCUCUCAGAGAUUGCAUCCUGCAGUUAUGAGGCUCGAGCUAAAGGCAUUCGCAAUGGCAUGUUUGUGGGCCAAGCUCUGAAACUGUGUCCCGAACUCAAGACUAUUCCAUACGACUUUGAGCACUAUCGCCAGGUAGCAUUUGCUUUGUACGAUAUUGUGGCAAGUUAUACACUAAACAUUGAGGCUGUUAGCUGUGACGAAAUGUUUGUUGAUCUCACAGAUCUGCUGCAGGACUUGCAGGUGGAUGCCAUGACCUUCGUAUCCCUCUUGCGUCAAGAAGUGCGCGAAGCUACCAAAUGUCCCUGCUCCGCCGGAGUGGGCGACAACAAAUUAAUGGCUCGUCUGGCCACCAAGGUGGCCAAACCAAAUGGCCAGCAUUUGCUUGAGACUGAAGAUGCAGCCAAUUAUAUGGCCUCUCUGGAUAUAGACGUGUUACCAGGUGUGGGCAGCAGCACGACCUAUAGACUCAACCAAGCGGGCAUGAAGACAUGUGGCGAUGUGCAGCAAGCUUCGCUGGUGAGUCUGGAGAUGCUGCUGGGCAAGAAGAUGGCGCAAACACUGUAUCAAAAUUGUCGUGGUCUCGAUCCGCGUCCCUUGGUCUAUGAGCAGCAACGCAAAUCUGUCUCAGCUGAGGUCAAUUAUGGCAUACGCUUUACAAAAAACGAAGAUCUGGAGACAUUUCUGCAACAGCUGAGCGUAGAGGUUCAUACCAGACUGACUGAGAUUAAGCGCAAAGCCAAAUCGAUUACACUGAAGCUAAUGGUACGCGCUGCCGAGGCGCCCGUGGAAACCUCGAAGUUUAUGGGUCACGGCGUCUGCGACAAUCAGACAAAGUCUGUGCUGCUCAAGCAGAGCACCAAUGAUGUUCAGGUCAUUACAUCGAAUGUGCUACGAAUGAUGAAGGAGUCGGGAUAUCCGCCGCAUGAGCUGCGCGGCAUUGGCAUUCAUCUAAGCAAGUUGGACGAUGUUGUCGAGUCGAAGAAGGAGAAUGUCAUCAAGAAUAUGUUUGUGAAAAUGUCAGAAAAACAAAAGACUAAACCAGUAGAUGUGUCCAUAGCCAAGGUAAAGGAGCCAGAAGUUGAGAUACCUAAGAAUUCAGGAAAGGUCAAUGUGCUUACCAUGUUAAUGACUGCGGCAGCAAAUCGACAGCGCAAAGGCUUUGAGCAAAUACCAACUGGAAACACACGCAUAUCCAUGCGCGAUGAUUUGUUUGAGGAAAAUAUCGAGGAGGAGAAGAAACAACAACUUGACGACAGUCCAAGGAAGGCAACCGACUUGCGGUUUAAACCCGCAAGGACAUCAAGGCAAGCAACAAUAGAGCAGUUCGAUCCGGAAGUGUUGGCUCAACUGCCCGAGGAUUUACGUCGCGAAAUUCUCAGCUUUCCGGAUGAGUAUUUGCCAUCAGCCAAAGUUGAUACAGAACUUAGCAGUCGCGUAAGCCGUCGAAAAUCGCCUUUAAAGUCGCGACGAAUGCGAUCGAUCAGUCGAUCGCCUUCGCCUCAGGAGUUCCUCCCAUCGACGCCUCCAAAUUCGCCACCGUUGCCAGGAUGGCGACGUUCGUUGUCCCCCAGCACAAGUCCUUUGAGUGUGAGCGAUCUGCAGCCAUCGACUUCGAAAGUGGCGCUUGAGCGGCAGCUGAAACGCGCCGCUUGUCGCUCCGAUCAAAUUGUGGUGGAUUACGUGAAGAAAUUGCCAGAUCACAUGCAUCCCCAAAUCCUGCAGUAUUUGAAGAAUACCAAAACAAUUCCAGAAGGGAUAAUAGAGCCAGCUGAGCCGGCUGCCAAGGAAGUAGCCAAAGUAGCAUCACCAACACAAUUGGUGGUGGAGAACGACGGAGUUGAUCCUGAAUUCAAGAAAAUGAUAAUCACCUGGGUGAAGACUGAGGACACACCGCAGCCAGCGGAUGUGAACUUGAUGUUUAUGAGCUUCUGCUAUCUGGUGGAUGACAACAAAAUAGACGAAGUCUACGAGCUGAUGAAGUUUCUGUGUCGUUUGAUUAAAUCGAAACGUGGCAACAACUGUCGCUGGCACAUGGCCUACAAUGAGAUCGAGUCGAAUGUGCAGGAAAAGGUUUACGAGGUACUCGAUUAUCACAUCUACUUCACGGAGGUCAUCGGCUGUUGCAAGUGCUCUUAAAACGAAGAAACUGCAGUGCAGUUAAUUGGAGAUUAGUUGUAAUCAUUACGGAACGAUGGUACAAAUGUUUUUCUUUUUAAGUUUUGCAUGUUUUUAAGUUUUGUGUUUAUGUUUGAUUUGAAAUACAACGAAGUUGUUGUGGCAAUCGA